This is a messenger RNA of Podarcis lilfordi (Lilford's wall lizard), 603 nucleotides long. The record is from the annotation of a GenBank genome assembly. Lineage: Eukaryota; Metazoa; Chordata; Lepidosauria; Squamata; Lacertidae.
AUGAAAGAUCUAAUGAAGCUGGAAGGAGUGGUGUUGCUUACCUGCCUCGGAUUGAAAUUUCAGACCGCUCGGAGAAGCAGCAGACUGACAACAACGGAAAGUACCUACAAAUGUUUUAAGGAUCAAGCAAUGAAGGAAGUGGGGGAAAUCAGCUCUGCCUGCUUCCUGGUUCUCACUGGCCUGUUGGGAGCUGCACACGCUUUUGGGGUCAAAGCCAAUGUGAGCUUGCUUUAUUUCAACGCCUUUAACAACACCUCAGAGAGUGACAGGUGUGAAUGCGGUCAGUUUGGGGUGGACUCUCCUGUGGCAGAUGCGAGGGGGUUGGUGGUCAUUGCCAAUUCCACCAACCACCAAGCCUGCACUUGGAACACUGAGUUUGCUGCCGCCACAUCGCCAUGGGUUGCCCUGAUCGCAAGAGGCAACUGCACUUUUUCGGAGAAGAUCAACCGUGCAGCUGCGCAGGGUGCAGAAGCUGUUGUAAUCUACAACUCCCCUUCGCGUGGUAACCGCACAGCUUCCAUGGCACAUCCCGGUAAGUCCCGUUAUGAUCAUGUCUCCAUGCAGGAAGUAUUCUGUCUCGAUAAACACAUGCUUUCCAUUUAG